AUGGUGGGCUCCAGCCCAGCUGCUGAGGCCCAGGAUGAGACCCUCUGUGAGAGGAGAGGAGGAGUCCCCCUGGGGGAGAUCUCAGGGAAUCCUGCCAAGAGACACACCUCCUGUUCUGCCCCAGCAGAUGCUGCCAUGAAGGACACACAGCCUGAGGAGGGGGUGGAGCUGGACCAUCAGCAGGGCCCCCAUGAUGAAGACCCCCAGGGAGUGACAUACGCCCAGGUGAACCACUCAAGAUCAAGACUCAGGUGGGGGGUGGCCACCUCUUGUUCCCCCCUGUCAGAGGAAUCACUGGACACUAAGACCAGACAAGCAGAAGAGGACAGACAGGUGGACAGGCAGGCUGCUGCAUCUGAGGUCCCCCAGGAUGUGACCUACGCCCAGUUGAACCACUUGACCGUCAGACAGGAGAUGACACCCACUUCCUCCCAGCCAGAGGAGCCCCCAGCAGAGCCCACUGUGUAUGCUACUCUGGCCAUCCAGAAGAAUGACCCAGUGCAGGAAUGA
This is a messenger RNA of Ceratotherium simum simum (southern white rhinoceros), 510 nucleotides long. The record is from RefSeq and is a predicted model, not a curated record. Lineage: Eukaryota; Metazoa; Chordata; Mammalia; Perissodactyla; Rhinocerotidae.